AUAAAAGUAUAAAUUACAAAAAGGACAAGGAAGACAUUUCUGUAUGUAUGUUACAUGAAAACCAGAGAAUCUCCGAAGAAGCCUUGUCAAAGUGUUUGGCUUGGCUAUGUCCGCAGUUUUUCUGCGUCAUCCACUUAAUUUUUUCGCCAUUUUCUCCUUACUUCUCACUUUUAAUUUCUAUCUUUGUUUAUCUAUCUUCUUCGCGAAGAUUGCGCAAUUUUACCCAGAAAUUGAGGGAGGCAUCGUCCAAUAUUCGGGAGAAGUCAACGAGCUGCUUCAAUGGAGGAUAAUAAUCAAAAUAAUGGUAGUGACAGUAACCGAAUUCCUUUAAUGGAUGAUGGAGAACUUGAAUUUUCAAAUCAAGAGUUACUUUCUAGUGCAAACAUUGGCGAGAUUCCUAGUAGUGGAUCAAUGGAUAGUUUCUUUGAUGAACUACUGAGGGAUUCUCACGCUUGUACUCAUACCCACACUUGUAAUCCCCCGGGACCGGAUUUAUCGCACACACAUACAUGUUAUCAUGUGCACACUAAAAUCCUUCCUCCUCCUAGCGAAGAAGAGAAGAGUGGUAACAAUGAUGAUUCUGCUGAAUCUGAGGAACAAAAAACUAGGAAACGGGGGAGGGAGCGAGGAGGCAAUAGAGAAGCUGUUCGCAAGUACCGUCAGAAGAAGAAAGAACACACAGCCUCACUGGAAGGGGAGGUGGUGAAAUUGAGGGCUAUAAAUCAGCAGUUGUUAAAAAGGUUACAAGGUCAGGCUGUUUUGGAGGCUGAGAUUGCAAGGCUCAAGUGUCUCCUUGUUGACAUAAGGGGACGGAUUGAAGGGGAGAUUGGGUCUUUUCCGUACCAGAGACCAAUUAAGAGUGGGGAUAUGUAUCAAAACAUGGCUGGCUCUAGCGUACCUGGUUCUUAUAUGAUUCCAUGUAAUGCUCAGUGUGGUGAUCAGCUUUAUUGCCUCCAUCACGGCAUUGAUGGAAAAGCCGAUGAAGGUGGGGCCUUGAAUGCUCAAGGUUUCAGUGGUUGUGACUACGAAAACUGCAUGGUUGGUUUGGGAUCUGGCUCUAAGGAUCAUUUUAGUUGUGGCACAGCAAAUGGGGCAACCACUGGUGCUUCAUCCGGCAAUGCCAGGAAAAAAAGCUAACCAUAUGCCGGUAGCAAGUUAACAGGUCAUUGUCAAUCUAUGGAGGUAUGGAGCUGGGUCAUUAAUGUUCAGCAACUAGACGUUGAUUAGACGUGAGCUGUGAACAAGGAACGCCUUGACUGUCUACUCAGCAGGAAAGUCUUUUUGGCUCAGUCUUGUGAUAGUUAUAUUUGAGUUUCAGUUUGGAUAUGGGUGUUCUCGUGUUUAUAUGGUUCUUUCUUCUGCAAUAUGUUCUACAGUUUCGUCGAGGAGUGGAGGCGUUUUUCCAUCAGUUUUUGUAAUCCUAGAAAAUGUACGUAUAAUAUGUUGCUGGUUCGUUAGUUUUAAGUUUCUUAUUCGGUGAAUUUUAUCUCUGUCUGACUUGAGAACUUAUACAUCUCCAAGGAGCUCCAAGUUCUUCAUAAUUUGUGAUCUCUUUGGAUUCUGUAAUUAGCUUUUGUUACAGGAUUUCUUGAAUUUUCCUUCACAUUAAAUAAAUUAUUUAGUCCAGUA
Messenger RNA from Amaranthus tricolor (Joseph's coat), 1629 nucleotides. RefSeq names its product basic leucine zipper 23-like. The coding region runs from base 280 to 1137 and encodes 285 amino acids. The record is from RefSeq and is a predicted model, not a curated record. Gene Ontology annotation, biological process: DNA-templated transcription; regulation of transcription by RNA polymerase II. NCBI's taxonomy places the organism in Eukaryota, Viridiplantae, Streptophyta, Magnoliopsida, Caryophyllales, Amaranthaceae. The transcript is spliced from 3 exons. Gene Ontology annotation, molecular function: RNA polymerase II cis-regulatory region sequence-specific DNA binding; DNA-binding transcription factor activity, RNA polymerase II-specific.